Brienomyrus brachyistius is the source of this 1054-nucleotide messenger RNA. Its product is annotated as coactosin-like protein. Lineage: Eukaryota; Metazoa; Chordata; Actinopteri; Osteoglossiformes; Mormyridae. Gene Ontology annotation, molecular function: actin filament binding. The record is from RefSeq and is a predicted model, not a curated record. Gene Ontology annotation, biological process: regulation of actin filament polymerization. The transcript is spliced from 4 exons. Gene Ontology annotation, cellular component: site of polarized growth; cortical actin cytoskeleton; actin filament. The coding region runs from base 160 to 588 and encodes 142 amino acids.
CGCUUUUCUCAGGGGGAGGGCAGUAGUGUUGCACAUAUAGCUCUGGGGGAGCACAUAGUAUCUACCUUCGCCCAACUCGCUCUGACCCGUCCGGAUCCAGGACUCCUCUCACACCCUGAACUUCUGCUGGUUUCUGCCUUUCCAUCUCAUUUAGAAAACAUGGCAACACGAGUGGACAAAGAAGCCUGCAGGGAAGCUUACAAUUUGGUCAGAGACGAUAACAGUGGCAUUUGCUGGGCUUCCUUUAAGUACGACGGUUCCAUGAUCGUGCCUGCAGGUCACGGGUCCGAUUACAGCGAGUUUAAGCAGCAGUGCACAGAUGAUGUCCGCCUGUUUGGUUUUGUGCGGAUCACGACGGGUGAUGCCAUGAGCAAGAGAGCGAAGUUCACGCUGAUCACCUGGAUCGGGGAGAACGUGAGCGGCCUGCAGCGGGCCAAGAUCAGCACCGACAAGACGCUGGUCAAAGAGGUCAUACAGAACUUCGCCAAAGAGUUCAUGGUCAGCGAUCCACGUGAACUGGAGGAGGACUACCUCCGAGAAGAGCUGAAGAAGGCUGGCGGGGCCAAUUAUGAUGCUCAAACACAGUAGACUGGUGGGCGUGGCCUUAGUGCCUGGGGGCGGAGUAUCCAACCACAGCGAAGAAGGGGGUGGGGGCGACACGUGCCCGGCCAACACACACAUCCGCAAAGAUAUCUUCUCUAAUGUGGUCCUGGUUAACACCUGCUGUUAAUCCCCUCACACUUACAUACCAAGCGUACCAUUCCACUCCUUAUCAAGGUUCCUUCCCCUUCUGACAGGUGGGCCUUGAGCAGGUGCUAACACUGUGAUUGGUCAUCGUCCACACAUGGACAGCAUUUGAUCUUUGUUUGCACUUAGCUCUGCAGUCUUGCCCUACGUAUCAUGCAACACCUUGGGGAGUCAUGGCACAACUGCAGCAUUUUAACUGGUACAGAAGGGUUAUCUUCAUGUUUUUAACUGGAAACCAUUACAAUGAAAGAUGUAUCAGAUCACAAGUCUAAUUUCAAAAUAAAGGUUUCCCCCCCCCUGAAAUAAA